Cladophialophora psammophila CBS 110553 is the source of this 927-nucleotide messenger RNA. RefSeq lists its product as uncharacterized. Lineage: Eukaryota; Fungi; Ascomycota; Eurotiomycetes; Chaetothyriales; Herpotrichiellaceae. Gene Ontology annotation, molecular function: protein disulfide isomerase activity. The record is from RefSeq and is a predicted model, not a curated record. Gene Ontology annotation, cellular component: endoplasmic reticulum. Gene Ontology annotation, biological process: response to endoplasmic reticulum stress; protein folding. The transcript is spliced from 4 exons. Bases 1 to 927 code for a protein of 308 amino acids.
AUGUCUUGGGAUUUUGAGUUUGUCUGGUAUGUUCCUUCCUUUUUAGGCGGAGUUUUGAUCCUGCUUGAUUCCUCUGACAGUCUCUCGACACAGCCCUGGUACGACCAAUGCAAAAUCCUGAGUUCUGAAUUGGAGCUAGCCCUUAAGGCCUUGCAACCAUGGCCGUCCGCCAAAUUGCUACUGAUCAAUUGUGAGGUGGAAUCGGAUACUUGUUCUUCUUAUGGGAUAACUUCCUAUCCUACUGUUCGACUGUUUCACGGCCCGAAACAGAUUCGAUAUCGAGGCAAAUUCCGGGCUUCUUCCAUUACUACCGAAGUUCUCAAGGUUAUCCUGCCACCGGUUUCCCAUUCUAAUAGGCAGAUUUUGGACACAACAAAGUCGUUGGAUAUCCCGCUGCUUUUGUUCACAGAAUCUGAAGAUGACACUUCCCAAUCAUCGACCGUGAUAACCCAGGUCGCUGAAAAACUUCACGGCAAGUUUUUCGUCAUGACCACCCACGACUUAACUCUGGCUGAAGAAGAAGGCGUAAAACCACCCUUUAUAGUCGUCUUGAAUUCCCUCGACGAAGUCAAGCCGCUGUACCAGGGCAAGAUUGGAUCUGAAGUCUUACAUCCUCUACACACAGGUUCCAUACCCCUUGCUUUCAUCCUUGCCGGGACAGAUGAAGAGAGAAAGGCCCUCGCCGAAUCGCUUAAGCAUAUUGCUCUCAAGUACAGAGGCAGAGUUAACUUUGUGACUGUGGAUACAAAGAGUCUGUCCUUCUUACUCGAGCCUCUUGGUGUUGAUCCCAGACGCCUUCCUGCUUUCGCACUGCAUCGGGGUGACAACGAUGAGGUGUUUGUAUACGAUCAGAAUCGCAAGGUUAAUGCAAAAGACGUUGAGGUAUUCGUGCAAAGAACGCUGAAUUGGCCGGACAAGGAGCUAUGA